This is a messenger RNA of Haplochromis burtoni (Burton's mouthbrooder), 946 nucleotides long. RefSeq lists its product as uncharacterized. The transcript has 4 exons. Gene Ontology annotation, biological process: immune response-regulating cell surface receptor signaling pathway. The annotation marks the transcript as partial. The record is from RefSeq and is a predicted model, not a curated record. Lineage: Eukaryota; Metazoa; Chordata; Actinopteri; Cichliformes; Cichlidae. Gene Ontology annotation, molecular function: signaling receptor activity. Gene Ontology annotation, cellular component: plasma membrane.
CCUCUUCAGAGCAAUGUACACCCUCCGCUCAAACCACAGUGCUCUGCACAAGGUCGCACAAGUUUGCAGGAGAGGCAGACGGCAACUUAAAAGGAAAGGAGAGGGGAAAGGAAGUCAUCUUAAAGAAGGUAAACCACACACUCUACCCAGAAGUGAUGAUGAAGGUGCACAGGUUCACAGAGCGAAACAAGACUGAAAUGAAAAGUGUGCGCGAGAGAGGGCUCAUGUGGGAACCCCCUGUUUUUGAGAUAUUUCACUGAAUUUAACUUGCAAGAUUUGCAGAAGCAAGACCACCCACUGGUGUACACACCCCAGCUUCAAUCACACAGAGGGUGGGAGAGAGACAGAGAUAAGGGGAAAGGAGUGAGCAGAAAGAGGAAGGAGCAAGUUUCAUAUCAGUGUUUCUCUUUUGGGUUUAUCACAUAAUAAUGCGCUUGGAGGAACAUUACUGCCUUGGGCUGGCUGUUACUGGACAAUGACAGGAGCUUUUCUCAGCAUCAUGAGGGCUAAUCAAUGCUGGACCAUCCUCCAUGUGUCCAUCUUGGUUGGGCUGCUCCUCACCUUAAAUGCUCAGAGUGACUCUGACUGUUCUACAGAAAUUAGAGUACGUCGCAACACAGUUUAUAAUGCAUCAGCUGGACAACAACUUUGGAUUAAUUGCACAGUUAUUUUUUGCAAUGAUUCACCACCAACAGUCACCUGGCAUAAAGUUCAGGAAGCUAUUGUCCCCUUCAAUGUCAGCGGUGACAGUCACAUUAAAACAGAGUGGAAACCUUUAAACAAGUCAGUAUGGAUCUUCUAUUUGAUCUUCCAGAACAUUCUCAGACAUGACUCUGGUCAGUAUCAGUGUCAAGGUGGAGGGAGUAUGGGUCAUGCCAUCACUGUCAAUGUCUACGAUCAUGCUGAAAUUACCACUAUUACACAGAAUAAUCUCACAGUCAGCACG